CUAAGUCAAUUAACAAAUGCUCCAGACCUUCAUUAAUAAAUUAAUUGACAUCUUUUGAAAUACUUUGUCAAACAAUUAAAAUAUCGGUUUCUAAUACCAGUUCUUUUUUUGUUGUGGAUAUUUGACGGAACUAAUUUUGUAAAUUAAACGCGGAAAAUAAUAAUGGGUAAAGAUGAAAUUAAUGCUCUUCUCUCAGUAAUACACGCUCCAAGCAUAAGCCUCAUGCUCAUGACCACAGCGAUUGUAUUUUUCGUAACAUGUGCAGUUAUAGGAUUAUUAAAACUUCAAUGGAAUGGUGAAAACUUGUGGUACAUUAUUCAAACUAUUUAUCAUAGAAUAUAUGAUCAUUAACAUACAAACCACAAUGUUUUAUGGAAAAACACUGAUUACUUCAAUGCAUCAUUAUAUAUUUGUGGGAUUGAAUUCGUGGAUGGAUAUUACAAGUGUAAUCAAAUAAAUCCAAGGGAAAAAGUAAUAUUUAUUAUAACAUAUAAUUGUAUUCAUCUCAUUCACUUAUUAUUUUCAUAUUCUUUUAAUACACUAUAUUUCCUAAUGACGUUUUUCUAUUUCAUCUCUAAUAACUAUACAUAGUAAGAUGAUAACAGUGCCAAUAUAGAUUUAUUGAGUAUUUGAAAGAUUAUAUAACCUGUAUCAAUUCAUUUUAAUGAAGAUUUUCAAGUCCUUAUUCAAAAUUAUAAUCUCUUAAUAAGCUAAAAUAACAAAAUCAGAAGCUACUGGAAAAUGAUGCAUAUUUUGUAUGAUAUGUACUUCAUUCACCUUUUGAAGAGUUAUCAUCACUAAAUAUAUUUACAUUCUUUGCAGACUAUUAA
This is a messenger RNA of Schistosoma spindalis, 830 nucleotides long. Lineage: Eukaryota; Metazoa; Platyhelminthes; Trematoda; Strigeidida; Schistosomatidae. The record is from the annotation of a GenBank genome assembly.